Messenger RNA from Mytilinidion resinicola, 830 nucleotides. RefSeq names its product putative mitochondrial intermembrane space translocase subunit Tim10. The record is from RefSeq and is a predicted model, not a curated record. Lineage: Eukaryota; Fungi; Ascomycota; Dothideomycetes; Mytilinidiales; Mytilinidiaceae. Gene Ontology annotation, biological process: protein insertion into mitochondrial inner membrane. Bases 80 to 364 code for a protein of 94 amino acids. Gene Ontology annotation, cellular component: mitochondrial inner membrane. The transcript has 2 exons.
GAGCAGACAACAACCGCAUCCCAUCUACCCAUCACCACUCACAACCCACCCAAUCUACAAUCCCAAAAAGCUUAUCAAAAUGUCCUUCCUCUUCGGCGGCCGCCCCCAAAUCUCCUCGGAGGCAAAGAUCGCGCAAGCAGAGGCGGAAAUCGACAUGGUAUCCGAUAUGUUCUCGCGCCUCGUCAACUCCUGCUCCAAAAAAUGCCUGGACCGCGACUACCGCGAACCGGACCUCAACAAAGGCGAGUCCGUGUGCCUCGACCGCUGCGUGUCCAAGUUCUUCGAGGUCAACGUCAAGGUCUCGGAGAAAAUGCAGGGGGAGGCGAGUGCGAAUGCGGCGGGGGGGUCGCCGUUUGGGAUAUAGACUGCUCUGCGGACGUUGCGUGUACAUUCGGGAUAUUGAGGGUCGGAAGGGUGUGAAGAUUGAGGAGCGCAAGAGCCUGAGGCCUGAGGCAACUGGAAGCGGGGCGGGGAGUGGAAGAGUGGGAGAGAGGUUGGAUGCGCUGUAUGCGGAUACCGGGAGGGAUUGGGACGGGAACUCUGCUCUGCUUGUACUGGGAGUUAUGGGAUGUGCAAAAUUAAGGAAAUGAGGGAUGUCGGGCCUGGCUGGCUACGACGACCAGUGUGGGAUGGAAAUGGAUCGGGUCAUGCCUGAAUGUAUAAUAUUAGGGAGCACUGAUGAGCUCCCACAGUCAAUUGGAGACUUUUCUCUGCGUCACAUCUCUAGCAUCUGCGAUCUGAGCUCUUGUAUGACCGUUCAAUUUCUAGGUUCACGUUACUCCAUACCAGGUUCCUUCACUUUCUCUCAUAUAUCAUAAGUCACGUGAGAC